Alternaria rosae is the source of this 1455-nucleotide messenger RNA. RefSeq lists its product as uncharacterized. The transcript is spliced from 4 exons. The record is from RefSeq and is a predicted model, not a curated record. Bases 1 to 1455 code for a protein of 484 amino acids. NCBI's taxonomy places the organism in Eukaryota, Fungi, Ascomycota, Dothideomycetes, Pleosporales, Pleosporaceae.
AUGGCCUCACCAAACAAGCUGCAGCGCAAGCCUUCCAUACUCGGGAUGGGCAGGAACUCUCGGCCGCACCGUCUCACACCUUCUGCUAACAUGCUGCCUUCGACACCCAUAUCAUCCGAAUCUCCUGGCUCUCAACCUGAACGUCGUCAAAAUGGCCUGCUGCUCACACCACCCUCGUCAUCUCCGGCAUCAGCAGCGUCUCCACUAAUCAUCUUGAGGUUUGCCAAAGCAUUUGUAGACGCUAUGAACGUUACGCAGCUCUCCAAUUUCCUCAUCUGGAUACUAUACUACGAGAUCGUUGAGCUGCCGGAAAACCCAGAGGCUUGGUAUGCCCUAAUCGACAACAUGGACAUGCGUGGGUGGGUUGCCCUAGGAGAGUUCCUGGCGAAGUCACAAGAAUCGGGUGAUGGAUAUGGCUUUGAUCUGAUUGUGUUGGAUUCCAUCUGUGAUCGAAUUCGAUUAUCACGUCUGACAGUCCACACGUUGCUGAUCCGCUUCGCCGAUCCAGAGAAGAUGAAACACAGCAUUCUCGCAACAGUAGGAGCAAAUCAUCUAAAGCCACCACAAGGGUCACAGUACGCAUCAUGGCAGGCUAGCAUCCAAGUACGCAUGCGUGCAUUUCUGGAUAUGGUGAUCGGCCCACGCAUUACUCAUGUGCGUACAGGUAAGCCGCUUACGACUGUUGCAACCUCGGAGCAGCUCUCGAAGGAGGUUACAGAAGGCAUCAGAAUGAACUUUCUCUACGAAGCCAUGCAACAGGAGCGUAAUGUACCAUUGAAGCGCUAUGGCAUUCAUCAAGGUCACAACAAACAUGGAAACCAGACUCUGCAAUCGUCUUCGUCUCCAUUGAACGAGAACGAGGUCGAGCGAUCACGAAAUCAUGCUAUUGCGCUCAUGGCCGAGAAUCGUGAAUUGCGUUCUGAUAUCACAAUUCUACUGCAGGAUAAGGAGAAAUUAAUCAAAGCAAACGAGAAGCUGGCACAAAAGGCUUCUAAACUCGUCGCUUCACAAGUCCCACUACGCCCUUCCCGCCCUCGUUCUGUUUCUACCGGCGACAUGGAAGCUCUCGCUACAGCUCUCGAACAAGGCCUCAACAUCACUAAGCAUCAUCGUCAGAACUCGGAGAUUCUAGCUCAAAAGUAUGACGACGUGUUUUCUAGCUUGCAGUCUUCCCCGCUGCCCGCUCUCCGCCUCUCGGCACUCCCAGCGCCAUUGACGCCUUCACCUUCAUCAGCCAACGGCAGUGCGACUCGACCGAUGACUCUAGGGGAUGCGCCGAGGAGUGGGAGGCGUAGUGGCAUGAUCUUCGGUGGAGAUAAUAUGGGGCAUCUGGCUGGGGGAGGAACACCAACAGCGGAGGAUAGUGAUGAGGAUGAGGAUGGAGGAAGGAGUGGUGGGUAUGUACCUGUUACGCCGACGCCGCAGGGGAGGAAGAGAUUUGAUCUGCUGGAGUAG